AUGGCGACCAGCCCCCUGCCCACCCCCACGGACAUUUUGCUGCCAUCUCCAUCCAGCGCAUACCCACCGGACCCCAUGAGCCAGCAGCAGCGUGCUGGCCACGCCGCCAUGAAACCCAACCAAGUGGGGCAGGUGAUCCUCUACGGCAUCCCCAUCGUCUCGCUGGUGAUCGAUGGGCAGGAGAGGCUGUGCCUGGCGCAGAUCUCCAACACGCUGCUCAAAAACUUCAGUUACAACGAGAUCCACAACCGACGCGUGGCUCUGGGCAUCACCUGCGUGCAGUGCACACCAGUGCAACUGGAGAUCCUGCGGCGCGCCGGGGCCAUGCCCAUCUCAUCGCGGCGCUGCGGGAUGAUCACCAAGCGGGAGGCAGAGAGGCUCUGCAAAUCCUUCCUGGGGGAGAACCGUCCACCCAAGCUGCCUGAUAACUUCGCUUUUGAUGUGUCCCAUGAGUGCGCCUGGGGGUGCCGGGGGAGCUUCAUCCCCGCCCGCUACAACAGCUCGCGCGCCAAGUGCAUCAAGUGCACCUACUGCAGUAUGUAUUUCUCCCCCAACAAAUUCAUCUUCCACUCGCACCGCACUCCCGAUGCCAAAUACACGCAGCCCGAUGCCGCCAACUUCAACUCCUGGCGCCGCCACCUCAAGCUGACAGACAAGAGCCCCCAGGACGAGCUGGUCUUUGCCUGGGAGGAUGUCAAGGCCAUGUUCAAUGGAGGAAGUCGCAAGCGGGCACUGCCGCCCGCACCCACUGCCACCACUCCCGGGACCGCCGCUGUCCCCCAGUGCCACGCGCUGGGCUCGGUGAAGGCAGCGGCCGUGGUGGGGGGUGGCUUGCUGGCCCCACACCUUCUGGCCGCAGCUCCCCAAGAGCUGCAGCAGAAGCGGCCACGCUUCGAGGAGGACGAGGAACUGCACGAGGCCGUGGCGGUGGCAGGAGGGAAGAGCCCGCGGAGCUACCCGCUCAUCCCAGUGCCCAGCAAAGGGGCCUUUGGAGGAGUGCUGCAGAAGUUUCCAGGCUGUGGGGGCCUCUUCCCGCAUCCCUACGGCUUCCCCGCAGCCUUUGGGCUCUGCCACAAGAAGGAGGAGGGCAGCGGUGCGGGUGAUGCCCUCGGAGGGACGGCGGCCCAUAAAACCGGAGGGGGGACAGCAGGCGGAGGGGGGCUCUCCGGGCUCUUCUGGCCCGGCAGGAAGGAUGCAGCCUUCUAUCCACCCUUCUGCAUGUUCUGGCCGCCCCGCACUCCAGGUGCGCUGCCGGUGCCCACCUAUCUGCAGCCCCCUCCUCAGCCACCUGGAGCAACUCUGGGCUGCGCACUGGGGGACGGUGCUCUCCGGCAGGCCUUCCUGGACCUCUCGGAGCCCGAAGCGGCGGCCUCGGAGCCCGCAUCGCCUUCCGCCUCGGAUGGAGGGAAUGGGGCAAGCGGAGCCCGCGUCCCCCCACACCCAUUGGAAGCGGCCGGAGGCCACAAGGCCGCCAGGGGAGGCUACCACCACUCCAGCGCCUUCCGCCCAGUUGGGGGCAAGGAAGACUCGGAGAGUCUGGCCAAGCUGCACGGCGGCGGCCCGCACCGCCCUGCGUCUCCACUGCAGCUCCUGCUUCCCCCGCCACCCCCACCGCCGCCCCCCCCACCGCCGCCCCCUGAGGAUGGGGGCUGCGAGCGGCCUCCAUACCCCCCAGCGGGCACCUUCGCCAGCGAGGACAGCAGUGAGGAGGAGGAGGAGGAGGAAGAGGAAGAAGAGGACGAGCCCGAGGUGGACGUCGAAGGGCACAAACCCCCUGAUGAGGAGGAGGAAGAGGAUGAGGAGGAUGAGGAGGAGGAAGGCGAGGAGGACGCCGACCCCCUGACGCCCACCGCUCGCUUCCCACCCAGCAGGGCUCUGCCAGAGAAGGCUGGCCACGACCGUCCCCCCACCGCUGGCCACCCCUUCACCCGUCCAGCUGCGGAGGAGAAGCCGGGGGAAGGCCGUGCCCCCAGGGUGGGCAGCGGUGGCAGCAGCCCAGUGCAGCACCCGGCGCCGGAGGAGCAGCCCUGCUACAAAGAUAAUCAGAAGAGCAAGGAGGGAAACCAGGUCGUCCUGCCCACAAAGGAGGAUAACUUCUCAGAUAAGAGCAAGGAGCAUAAUUUCUUCAUCACGGAUUCUGAGCCUUCGGGAGGGGACUUCUGGAGAGAUGCAGCAGGUGAACACACACAAGAAACCAAUUCACCUCAUUCGCUGAAGAAGGAUGUAGAAAACAUGGGGAAAGAGGAACUCCAGAAGGUUUUGUUUGAACAAAUUGACUUACGGAGGAGGCUGGAGCAGGAGUUCCAGGUGUUGAAAGGAAAUGCAUCUUUCCCAGUAUUCAAUAAUUUUCAAGAUCAGAUGAAACGAGAGCUGGCAUACAGAGAAGAAAUGGUGCAGCAGCUACAAAUUAUUCCCUAUGCAGCAAGCUUGAUCAGGAAAGAAAAGCUGGGUGCACACCUCAGCAAAAGCUAA
Molecule: messenger RNA, 2472 nt
Organism: Centrocercus urophasianus (Greater sage-grouse)
Lineage: Eukaryota; Metazoa; Chordata; Aves; Galliformes; Phasianidae
Gene: SKOR2
Product: SKI family transcriptional corepressor 2
Exons: 7
Coding region: 1-2472 (823 amino acids)
Biological process (GO): negative regulation of BMP signaling pathway; negative regulation of transcription by RNA polymerase II
Cellular component (GO): nucleus; transcription regulator complex
Molecular function (GO): RNA polymerase II cis-regulatory region sequence-specific DNA binding; SMAD binding; DNA-binding transcription factor activity, RNA polymerase II-specific
Source: RefSeq, a predicted model, not a curated record